Molecule: messenger RNA, 3102 nt
Organism: Mya arenaria
Lineage: Eukaryota; Metazoa; Mollusca; Bivalvia; Myida; Myidae
Exons: 5
Coding region: 150-1412 (420 amino acids)
Source: RefSeq, a predicted model, not a curated record
UCGACGUCGCUACGUUUUGACUUCAAAUACCACUUGUUUCAUGAUAAGUUUUAUUAUUUAAAAACACUGGUGCUCAUUUAAAAUCAAUGCUAAAAUAAAAUAGUGGGAAAAAAAUAACAAAUUAACAACAACAAAAACUGUUACGCAAAAUGAACGUUUUUGUUCUGCUUGUAACCAUUGUCAUAACGGAAGUAUUAGGUCAUGGCCGACUUUUGGAACCACCGCAGCGGUCAAGCAUAUGGAGAAAUUUCCCGGAUUUGGUUCAAUCCAAUGUUUUAGUCAGAAAUACGAACGAUAUGGCGCUCAAUUGUGGGGGUUUAUCGACACAGACAGCGAACGGUGGGAAAUGUGGGAUGUGUGGUGACCCGUACAAGAAGGACGCAAACGAUGGCGUCGACCAACCGAAUCAAAGUGUCGCCCCGAAUCGGGGCAAAUACGUCACGGGCGUUAUCGGCGCCACGUACACGGCUGGGAGUAUUAUAGACGUCACCGUCGAACUCACAGCUUAUCAUAAAGGAUACUUCCGCUUCAAGUUAUGUCGUUUACCCGGGAGCAGUACAGACGAGGAAGUAACGGAGGAGUGCUUUGACCAGUAUCCCCUAGAGACGGGCAAACCAGGGUGGGGCAUAGACGAGUAUCUACAUAAGUAUCGGGUUGAUCUUCCGGAAACGAACCAGGGAGCAGGGUUCUAUCACCUGAAGGUCGCCUUACCAAAGGAGGUCACUUGUGAGUUCUGCGUUCUUCAAUGGAUCUGGAAGGGUGGAAAUAACUGGGGCUGUGAUGGUGAUGGUGAAUGUGGACUCGGUUUUGGCCCACAAGAGAAUUUCUGGAACUGUGCUGAUAUUAGCAUUAUCGAGGGAGAGUCAAAGCCUGCUGCGAUUACACCUUCCACCGCAGUCCCACCACCGACCACCGCAGCCCCUGCUCCCACCAACGCAUUCCCUUCAUCGACCACCGCAGCCCCUCCGCCGAUCAACGCAGCCCCAGUGGACACCACGUAUUGUCGGGCUAUUGGCAGUUUUGCAGGCUUUGAUAAAAUGGAUAACUACUGUCGCACGGUAUGCUCGGAUCCCGAAUCUUGCGAUUCUGACAUGUGUGAUUGCAGAGCGCCAACACCAUUCUGCUUGCCUGUUAGUGAUGGAUUUCCCGUCUUGCUCUGCGAACAACUUUGUUUAGCAGAAAUGGACCUUUGUAACAACGUAUACUGUGAUUGCAAAUCAAUAAUCAAAACUCCUCCAACCACAACCACAACCACAACAACAACGACAACAACAACGCCAGCUUCAAAUGUCGAUGGUGGCUGUACGUGCAAGGGCGUUGCACCGUGGAAUAGUCUUAGCAUGGACACAUGGUGUUGCAACAACUGUAACCAUUUCCCGUCUUAUUGUCCACCGAGCCAUUGUAAAUGUUAAUGCAUGUAAUAAUGACUCGGACGUUAUGAUGCUUUGACUAGAUUAACACUGAAGUUGAUGUCAUAACACACUUUACAACCAAUAUAGCUUGUAUGUUCGGUGAUUUUAGAGAGGUUGCGCACCACGACGUGUACCUGAACGUGUAUGUGUAUAUGUAUGUGUAGAUACACGUGCAGGUAAACGUUGCAGUUGAGCUUAAAAGUCGUUUGCGACAUUUUUCUGGAAGCAGUUCUUGGCUGCACGCUGUUAUCGCAUGAAUCUUUUUCCUCGUGCUAUCGUAUAUGUAAUUUUAAACUUCUACUGAGUACACACAUACAUUGAUGACGUAGUGCACAAAAAUAAGUUCAUCCGUACAGGUGGUUGUUGUCAUCCUCUCAAAUAACGGCAUGACGAAUUGCUACUAAUAUCUUCUUUUAUUUAAUACCAGUCAUAAAUCCACAUGCAAUACAUAUCGCAAAGUACGGUAGUUCGUAUUCCAUUUCAGUGCAAUACGGCCGAUUCAACUCUUGUGACGUCACGUUAUAACAGGUAUCGUUGCGCAAUGUUAAAAUGGCAUCAUAAAACAAAAUAGUGCGUCGUUAAAUUGACAUUUACUAUGAAAACAUGUGGCUUUUAAGUAAUCUUACCAGUAAUGUAUAUAAUAAAAGGGUUAUUAGUACUGCGUUUUGUUCCGGAAUGUCGUAUUCGACUCUCGUGGAUUUUUUGCAGAUUUUGAUUUCACUCUGCUUGCGCCUUGUGAAAUCCGAAUCUGCAAAAAUCCACUCGAGUCGAAUACAACCUCCCGGGUCAAAACGCAGUACUAAUAACCCUAUUGUAUUCCAAUAUGACGUUAUAUUCUGAGUCCUUUAAUUGUUAGUUUUCUAACGAGUUAUCGCAGUUUUUCGAAUAUUCAUGCUGUUUUUACGCCCUGGUAUAUCCCUUAAAGCUGCACUCUCAGAUAUAAAACGUUUGAAAACUGUUUCUUUUUUUGUCUUGGAAUGAGCCAAUUUUUGUGUAAAUGUCUGCAAAUCAGUGAUACAAGACUGCUGACAAAAGAUGAAGAAUGUUUUCAAAAUGUAAUGAAAUUGUUGUUGUUGUUUCUUUACUUUUCGGAAUGAACACCAACCAACAACUGACUUAAGUGACACUCUUAUUCAAAGUCAAUGCAUACAUACACAUGUAUAACAAACAUACAUUUUGACUGAUAAACCUUUAACUGCUUACUAAAUAAUGCAUUUAUUGAAAACAUUUAUUACUAACAUGUUUGUUACCAUAUAUUUAAUAAAGAAAACACAAAAAUAUUAAAUGAGUUGUGAAUGCUUAAAUAUUUACUCAGAUUUACUAUAGUCUAAUAAGGUAGAAAUACCGUGUUUUAUGCACAUUUCUUUUAAAUUAAACUCGGUAUCCUUCAUAAGAACAAUUGUUUUCGACAUUAAUUCAUCCUUUUCGGAAUAAUAAAACAAUGCAUUAUGGGGUAAAACUUAUGUGGGAGUAAGAAUGUAUCUUUAGCUUGUUAGAACACAUAUUGCUAGCCAUAAAUUCUCGAUUUUUCCGAGUGUCAGAAAAACUUCUCAGCAUAGAAGAAAUUAAGUCGUAUUAAAAGUUAUAAUAUCGACCAACAAUCUUUACGUGUUCCUCGUUGGUGUUUUGAUUUCAUUUCACACUCCUAUAAUCUAGCACUGUUUAUUGUAUUUGAAUAAAUCAAAAUAUU